AUGUCAUUAAACACUGCACAUGCCAAUAAUGGUGUUCUUUUGCAUGCUGGAGAAUGUAUUCUUCUUUUUUGUGACAAUGUCACAAUGGAAUUUCAUGGACAAGAACAACCAGAGUUUAUUGGUUCAAAAAAGGGAAGAAUAUAUUUGACAACGCACCGGAUGAUAUUUAAUGCCAAAGACCAAAAUGAAAAAAUGAAAUCCUUUAGCUUUCCUUUCGUCACUUUAAGUGAGGUAGAGCUUGAACAGCCAUUAUUUGGAGCUAAUUACAUAAAAGGAAAAUGCCGUGCUCAACCAAAUGGUAAUUGGGUAGGAGAAUGUAAAUUUAAAUUACAUUUCAAGAGUGGCGGUGCUAUUGAAUUUGGCCAAGCAAUGUUGAGAGCAGCCUCUAUGGCUCAACGAAGCGGUCCUGGAUACGAUGCUCCUCCACCGUAUCAGCCACCAACAUCUAAUUGGUAUGCUGCUCCGCCACCAGCUUAUCAAGCAGCUCCUUCUGGAUACUAUGGUUGGAUGCCUCCCACCAAUGCAUUUCCUGACAUGCCUCCGGCUAACAGUGUUUACAUGACGGACAUGCCACCCCCAUAUCCAGGGAUAAAUACUGCUCCUAUGCAAGGAGGAAAUCCACAACCAGUUGGUAGCCCAGCGUGGGCCAAUCCUGAGUAUAAUCCAGGAUACCAGCAAACAGGUUAUCCCCAACCACCUAAUUAUGCACAAUCUGCAGGCUAUUGUAACAAUUACCCUCAGAAUCCACCACCCUAUUCUCCUCAAGGAUCAUACAAACCGUAUUAG
Messenger RNA from Cotesia congregata, 786 nucleotides. NCBI's taxonomy places the organism in Eukaryota, Metazoa, Arthropoda, Insecta, Hymenoptera, Braconidae. The record is from the annotation of a GenBank genome assembly.